Messenger RNA from Botrytis cinerea B05.10, 829 nucleotides. RefSeq lists its product as hypothetical. The transcript is spliced from 2 exons. The record is from RefSeq and is a predicted model, not a curated record. NCBI's taxonomy places the organism in Eukaryota, Fungi, Ascomycota, Leotiomycetes, Helotiales, Sclerotiniaceae. The coding region runs from base 105 to 731 and encodes 208 amino acids.
GGUUUCUCUCCAUCAUCAUCACCAUCAUCACUCAGAGUCUAAAUACUUCACAAACAACCACAUCUCUUCAUUUCCACUUGAAAAAUAUUUCACAAAUUCCCAAAAUGCUUUCCAAGACUAUUAUUUCUCUUCUCAUCGGAGCAACGAGCCUCGUGCAAGCUUCUCCCGUCCCAGAAACCCUGAACGAAAAACGCACCUGCGGAACCCAACUUUUCCCAAAUCAAAUUGUCCAACUUUCAAAGGCAAAUCCAAACACAGCUUAUCCAAAUACAUGGAAUACAGAUAAGUCUGUCAAGAUUAGCCAGGAUGCUGAUGCCAAUGGCAACCCUUCCAAUCAAUUCUGGGAACUCAUCUCCUUCCCCGCUCUCCCAGCCGGAUCCUACGGCUGCUCCCUCACUCUUACAUUCCCUUCAGACUACGCACCAUCUAUCACUGGCGUUUCUCCAGCUCUCGAUGUCUACACCGUUUCCACACCUCUUCCCAGUGGUCCAACAUUCAACAACAUCAGCCCUAAAAUUAACUCUGGUAUUUUCGGCUCUGUCACCCCUGCCAGCGGACAGAGUGUUGUGAUUAAUAGUCAGGCUUGCAAUGGGGGUAGUGGACAGGGAUUGGCGUUUGUGUUCAGAUAUGCGGAUUGGGUUCGUGGACAGGGGAGUGUGAGCUGGACCGAGUAUGUUAAUGCUUUGAAUGGAGCGGGUGCUAGAGGUGUUUAUUUGAAUUACAACUGUUAGAUGUUGGUGGAGAUAAUGACUUCUUUCGAUUAUGCUUAUUAUUUUGGGGAGUGGUGAAAUUGGUCUAGUUAGUUAUGGGAAGUGGAGUUGAGCUGGCA